Messenger RNA from Oreochromis niloticus (Nile tilapia), 1836 nucleotides. RefSeq names its product zinc finger C2HC domain-containing protein 1C. Bases 191 to 1360 code for a protein of 389 amino acids. The record is from RefSeq and is a predicted model, not a curated record. The transcript is spliced from 3 exons. Lineage: Eukaryota; Metazoa; Chordata; Actinopteri; Cichliformes; Cichlidae.
CGGACCAAUCAGAAAACAACCGAGAAGCGUUGUAUCUAGGCAACAAAUGUAAACACUGGAAGGACAGGAUUUUUAGGAAAAUAUACAUUGGUAUGCUGAAAUUAUACAAUAAAAGGACCCCAUAUGGUGGAUUCAGGUAUCUUUGAAUCUGUGGAACAACAGCUUAUGAUCUGUAACAACAGAUGAAGUCAUGAACACACAUAGAAGAAGAGACACUCCUCAGGGGCACCACAACUUUGCAGGGGAAAGACGUAGCGUGCCUAAUAGGAAAGCAGAUGCAGUAAAUCAUCCAUUCCCAAACAAGCCUGUGAGCCAUAGAAGACCUAGCAGGCCACAAGUUUCACUAGAUUUGGAUGAUUUUGAAAACAUCACAGUUUCUACUCAACCAGUAGCCCCUUUGUUACCCCAGGAGCAUCAUUCACAUGGCAUCACAGAGACCACCGUAGCCUCACUGUCAGACAGACUGCCCAGUGAAGAGCUGCAGUUGACCAAAGCAAUCCAUGCAAAACAGCUCAUGCUGCAGGAGAAGCUCUUGAAAGUUGAAUUAAAAAUAAGACAAAAGCUCCAGAGGGCCAGCGCUGACUAUGCUGGAGGUAAUGAGAAAACAAGUAGGGAGGAGGGACACAGCAGAGGACGAGCUCAGGUGCAAAAAACUCAAACAAAUACCAGAAUGUCUGAGCUCCAGUUUAGAGAGCUAGCUCAAGGCAGAGAUAAAGUGAUGGAGGAUAGAAGGUAUGAUGAUUUUAAGCAAGUUAGGCACAAACAAGAUCAGAGGACUGAGGACAGAAUGAGGACUACGAAGGAAGAACACCAGGACGAUUCAGAAACUAUUCAGCCUAACAGAAAAGGAAAUAAAGGCACUUAUAAGGUCAUAUCUAGCAAACAAGAAGUGAAUGGAGAACUGAACAAAUCAAGAUGGCAUAAUGUGAAAGAGCAUACCAGAGGAAAACGAGGAGGUGGGACAGAUUAUGGUACUGGUGGAGAAAUAGAAAAAAUAAAGUACAGUGAUGUGCCUCAGGAGAGUCUGCAGAAAACUCCUUAUACAGGAAACCACAGAGGGGCAGGAGGAAAUCAGCUCUGGGAUUCAACUCUUCCAUCUAGACCUUCACAAUGGAGUGGACCACACCGGGGAGAGCUCGUGCUCAAGGAGAGCACAGAAGUCAGCCUCCAGCUUUUUCCUUGCAAAAUCUGCAACAGAAAGUUUGUGAGUGAAAGAUUAGAGAAGCACGUCCAAAUAUGUGAGAAGGCGAAUUUUUCACACCGGCAAGUCUUCAACUCGUACGCUAACAGGACCAAAGGAUCCCAGAUAGAGCAGUUCCUGAAAACACACCAGAAACAAGAGUCCAGAGGUUUUAAAUGAAAAGGACAGAUCACAAAACCGCCAGGGAAAUCCCCAAGCUGGCACCUCGCAGCCAAAACGGGUCAAGAAAUCCACCCCAGACAGCGAGCCUGAGAUCCGUGAGCCUCAGCACAUCAAAAGUCACCUUGUUGUGAUGAUGAUGAUGUCACUUAUUAGAUUGGACACUUUGGAGAAUUUAUUAAUCUGCUGCCAUUUCAAUAUUUCCCUCAUUAUUGUCUAAUAUAAUUCAUGUUCUAAAAGCAUAAAUGUUGGCAUCAAUAAACAGUAACACAACAAAGUGUGGUAACCGCUGACUGUACACUCAGAAUGAAAGAUAACAGUUUUAUUUAUGGCUUGUGCACAAAGCAUAGACAAACAGAGUGACUGGGCGAGAUGCAGUUUUUUUUUUUUUUUUUUUACAACUGUUGCAUCCCAGCAGUAUUUGGUAAACUAUUUAAAGAAAAAAAAAAGUAAACCGUAUUUUUAAAAACUGAACA